GGGGGCGUGGUCGGGCUCGAGCUCGACCCAGUUUGAAAGUGAACCACCGUCUCCAGUGAGUCGCUGCUUCAGCCACCAAACAACAACAAGAAGAACCGACAGGAACCGACCAGAACCGACCCGGACUCUGCAGCAGCCUGUACCGGCCCUCCUGACGAGCCGCCAGUAUGAUGCGUAAAGACGUCAACAAGCCGAAGGGGAAGACGUCGGCGUACGCCUUCUUCGUCCAGACGUGUAGAGAGGAACACCGGAAGAAGAACCCUGAGCAGUCGGUCAACUUUGCUGAGUUCUCCAAGAAAUGCUCCGAGAGAUGGAAGGCUCUGACAGCCAGUGAUAAGAAGUGUUUCGAGGACAUGGCAAAGGCCGACAAGGUGCGUUACAACAGAGAGAUGAGAGACUACAUCCCCCCCAAGGGCUUUGGAAAGAGGGGGCGCAAGAGGAAAGACCCCAACGCUCCCAAAAGACCCCCGUCUGCGUUCUUUGUGUUCUGCAGUGAGUACCGUCCCAGUGUGAAGCAGCAGUUUCCUGGUCUGUCUAUAGGAGACUGUGCCAAGAAACUGGGAGAGAUGUGGAGCAAACUGUCCCAGUCUGAGAAACUGCCCUACGAGGAGAAGGCCCAGAAACUACGAGAGAAAUACGACCGGGACAUGGUGGCGUACCGCGGCGGCGGAACGUACGCCAGCAGGAAUCCUGGCUCCUCUGCUCAGGGAGGAGAGGAAGAGGAGGAUGAUGAGGGAGAGGAUGAAGAUGAGGAGGAGGAGGAUGACGAGUAGAAACGAAGAGCUGCAGCUGGAUGAGAGAAAGAGAUACGGAGAGUGUGUGAGACAGGUGUGUGUGUGUUUCAGAGGACGAGACAGAUGAGGAGUCUGACACGGACCAGACACACUGAUGCUGUCUAAUACACACACACACACACACACACACACAU
Molecule: messenger RNA, 928 nt
Organism: Epinephelus moara (kelp grouper)
Lineage: Eukaryota; Metazoa; Chordata; Actinopteri; Perciformes; Serranidae
Product: high mobility group protein B2-like
Exons: 5
Coding region: 168-773 (201 amino acids)
Biological process (GO): regulation of transcription by RNA polymerase II
Molecular function (GO): DNA binding, bending
Source: RefSeq, a predicted model, not a curated record